UUAUGGGCAUGUUGAGAACUUCCAGAAGCUGGAUUAAAGCAUCUCUUUUACAAUGAUAUCUAAUCUCGUCCUAAAGCUCCAAGCAAUGGCGAGUCCACCAGCUCCCCUGAAGAAGAGGGUGGCGAUCUGCUCAAGUCGGGCUUCAGUUUUCCAGGGACGCCAGAGGAGGAGCUAGACCAGCAGUACUCAUGGUCACCUUCUCAGCACUUCAAUGAAGAAAGAUACUCUCCUGCUCCGAGGAAUAUGAAAGGAUUAUCUGGUAGUCGCAACCAGCCACAGUUAUGUUCAGCUCAUACUUGUGGUUUAGCAUCCCCUGAAGAUUGUGAACACACCCACGACCAUAUCCACCAUGGGCAGGAGCCAAGGCAAUCGUAUCUUCUCAGCCCCACAGAGAGUUGCCCGAUGGACCACCAUCGUUGCUCACCACGCAGCUCCAUUCAUUCUGAAUGCAUGAUGAUGCCCAUGGUAAUGGGCGAUCACAUGUCAAGUAGCACUUUCCCCAGAAUGCACUACAGCUCACAUUACGACUCAAGAGACGACUGCGCCAUGUCUCACGGUAACCCUAAGAUUAACCGUAUUCCGGCGAAUCUUUUGGACCAAUUUGAGAAACAACUUCCUCUUCACCGGGAUGGGUUUCACACUUUACAGUACCAGAGGACCUCAACAGCUGCGGAACAACGCAGUGAGAGCCCAGGAAGAAUACGCCAUCUCGUUCAUUCAGUCCAGAAACUUUUUACUAAAUCUCAUUCUCUGGAAGGAUCAUCAAAGGGCAAUGUUAAUGGAACAAAGGGAGACAGUCGAGGGGACGACCAUCAUCACGGGCACCAUUCCAAGCAUAGCAAAAGGAGUAAAAGUAAGGAGCGAAAACCGGAAAGCAAGCAUAAAUCUGGCAUGAGCAGCUGGUGGAGCUCUGAUGAUAAUUUGGACAGUGAUAGCACUUACCGAACCCCUAGUGUGGUAAAUAGGCACCAUGCAGAUCAUAUAACCCAUUGCUACCCUGAGGCGCUCCAGGGGCAUUUUGGGGAUCUCUCAUUGAAGACUUCCAAAAGUAACAAUGAUGUGAAAUGUUCGGCUUGUGAAGGGCUAGCAAUGACCCCUGAUGGUAAAUAUAUGAAAAGGAGUUCUUGGUCCACGCUUACAGUAAGUCAAGCUAAAGAAGCUUAUCGCAAAUCAUCACUGAACUUAGAUAAGCCUCUUGUUCAUCAGGAAAUCAAACCUUCCUUGAGGCCGUGCCAUUACCUUCAGGUACCUCAGGAUGAAUGGGGAGGAUACCCAGCUGGUGGGAAGGACGAAGAGAUCCCCUGCAGAAGAAUGAGAAGUGGGAGCUAUAUUAAGGCCAUGGGAGAUGAAGAAAGUGGAGACUCUGAUACUAGCCCCAAGACAUCACCAAAAUUAACGGUUCGACCAGAGUCGUUAUUAAAAUCCAUUGGACAAAGACCACUGGGAGAUCAUCAAAAUCAGAGCUACCUUCAAACUGCAAGUGACGUGCCUGGGGGUCACAACCUGGAUCCCUCUGCAAACUACAAUUCCCCAAAGUUUCGCUCAAGGAAUCAGAGCUAUAUGAGAGCAGUGAGCACGCUCAGUCAGGCCAGCUGUGUUAGUCAGAUGAGUGAAGCAGAGGUUAAUGGGCAAUUUGAAUCGGUGUGUGAAUCAGUGUUUAGUGAAGUUGAAGCUCAGGCAAUGGAUGCCCUUGACCUCCCUGGAUGUUUCCGAACAAGAAGCCACAGUUACUUGCGUGCCAUUCAGGCAGGCUAUUCCCAAGAUGAUGAAUGUAUACCUGCGAUGGCAUCUUCCAACAUCACUUCAACUAUCAGGUCAACCACAGCUGUAACUUACACAAGUUACAAAAAAACACCACCGCCGGUACCCCCUCGUACCACUUCCAAGCCACUGAUAUCAGUCACGGCCCAGAGCAGCACAGAAUCCACCCAGGACGCAUAUCACGACAGCCGGACUCAGAGGAUUUCCCCGUGGCCGCAGGACGGGCGAGGGAUGUACAACUCCACCGACAGUUUGGACAGUAACAAGGCCAUGAAUCUCGCCUUGGAAACUGCGGCUGCACAGCGCCACGCGUCCGAGAGCCAGAGCACCUCGAUACGAACCAGUGACAAGGCCAUUUUAGUAACAAAAGCAGAGGAGUUUCUUAAGAGUCGACGUUCCUCUAUAGGGAUCCAGGUGGAAACAGCAACUGAUUCAGAUACUGAAAGCAGAGGCCUACGGGAAUACCACUCUGUUGGAAUACAAGUGGAAGAUGAAAAACGACACGGACGAUUCAAGCGCUCAAACAGUGUAACAGCAGCUGUCCAGGCUGACCUGGAACUGGAGGGCUUUCCAGGACACAUCACCAUGGAGGACAAGGGACUUCAGUUUGGCUCGUCGUUCCAGCAACACUCAGAGCCCAGCACACCCACCCAAUACAGCGCAGUGAGAACUGUACGGACACAGGGACUGUUCAGUUACAGAGAAGAUUAUAGGACCCCAGUUGACACCUCAAACCUUCCACCACCAGAACCCUGGCUAGAGCCAGCCAUUGAGACAGUAGAGACUGGACGAAUGUCUCCUUGUCGACGGGACGGAUCUUGGUUUAUGAAGUUGCUACAUACUGAAACUAAGAGAAUGGAAGGAUGGUGUAAAGAAAUGGAAAGAGAAGCAGAAGAAAAUGAUCUUUCUGAAGAAAUCCUAGGUAAGAUCCGAAGUGCUGUUGGAAGCGCUCAGCUCCUCAUGUCUCAGAAAUUCCAGCAAUUUUAUUGGCUUUGUCAGCAAAAUCUGGACCCGAGUGCCAUGCCGAGACCAACUUCCCAGGACCUCGCAGGUUUCUGGGACUUAUUGCAGCUCUCAAUUGAAGAUGUCAGCAUGAAGUUUGAUGAACUGCACCAGUUGAAACUCAAUGAAUGGAAAAUAAUAGAAUCACCUGAAAGGAAGGAAGAAAGAAAGGUUCCUCCUCCUGUACCAAAGAAGCCCCCAAAAGGAAAAUUCCCUAUCACGAGAGAGAAAUCUCUGGACCUACCUGACAGACAGCGACAAGAAGCUAGAAGACGGCUAAUGGCUGCUAAGAGAGCAGCCUCUUUCCGGCAGAAUUCAGCCACAGAGCGUGCAGACAGCAUCGAGAUAUAUAUCCCAGAGGCUCAAACACGGCUUUAAAGACAGAAUGCUGCAGAGUUCCUUUUUUAAACAAAAUGCUUGUACAGUUUGUCACUUACCUGGUAAUUUUUGUCUCAUUCUCUCCACUAAAUAUGCCCUUGCUGUUGUGUUCUUUGUGCCAUAAGCACAGUGGAAUGCUUUUGAUUUCCUCAGAAUUUGCUGAGCUCACCGCAAGAAUGACUUCUUUUUGUAUUUAUUGUCUGACUUACAAUCAGCUACAAUGGAUAGGGCUUGUUGAGACCUGACUUAUCCAAUAUAUUCUCAGAGGACAACAAGAAACACCUCUUGAGAUGGAACCCAGCUUACUUUUUUGUUAUUUAUAUUUUUAUAAAAUGUGUGAUAAUUAGGGAUAAGAAUAACAAACUAUAAAUGGGUGCAUCUCACCAUUCACUAGAGGCAUUAGCUAAUCCAAGUAGAAGGUGCUACAAAUGUAAAGAGCAGGAAAGAAAGAACCCAUUUAUCUCUCUGACCUCCAGUUUCUUUUCCUAGAACCCAGCUAACACAUUUACCCAUGUGCUCUGCCACUCUUCUCGUCUUUGUUACUGCAAAAUUACAUUAGGCCUCCCAUGUCAUGUUAAGUUUCUGGAGAUGAACAGGGAUAUCCAGCCACUAAAACUCCAAAGUUCAUCAGAAACCAAGAAGCAUACAAGUCUGGUGGUGGUGGGAAUGCCCACUGAGGAACGGUUGCUGUUAGCACUAUAAUGACACUCCGAAACCUAAGCAAAAUUAUAAUGCAAGAGGACUUGAGUGAUGGGUGAAAGGAAAAUGGAAGCCUUAAAAAGUUAGAUCUUCUGUAGCAAGAUGUGUAAAGAAAAAGUUAUACUCGCUCCUUUGGAACACUCACUGCAUUUUUAACAGUUAUUUUAUGUGUUAACCUUUAUUUUAUAAACCUUCUCUCUUUCAUUUCAAAAGCUGUGCUACAUGUAAUAUUUCAAAUUCUCAAAAUGUUAUAUCAUUUGAGUUUCCAGGGUAUCCUUGAGAAAAAAAAAAAAAAUCUUGCUUGUUUAAAAUGCCAGUUGUGAUGUUGUAAACAGUUUAAGAAAUAUGAAUGUGAGUGGUAAGUAUAUCUAAGUUUAAAUGGUUAUGUUAAGGUAAAGGUGAACUGUGGUUUACAGUUGUAUUUUUUUUUAGAACUAUUUUUCUAUGCAGUAUCAUUUAUGGCAAGAAUAAGCUUCUUGCUUGCUUCAGACAUAAAAAAAAAAAACCAACCAUGACUCAAGACAUAAGUGGUUUCCAGCCAUGGAAUAAAAAUAAAAUAAUAUAUUUUCAAGCCUCGCAUUGUCAGAAGAGAGAGUUGGUAACUACCAUGGUCAAGAGGCUUUAAUUUAAAACAAAUUAAGACAGAAUUAUUCCACUUCACCUACCUUCCAGAGCCAACUGAGCAACCCAGCACUUAGAAGUCUUCAGGUGAAGACGCAAUAAGAUGAGUAACCCACAGCCCCCGACUCCAAGGUUUGAAUCCUACUGAACACUAUUGUAGGUCAAAACAGUGUGAACCCAGUGAGACAGACAGCCCCAACUGCCGCACCCCUGUUUACCUGCUUUAACAAAUGCAAUGUAUUUAGCCAUAGGCAGAACAGCUAUUUAAUUAUACUCAAGCACUUUGGUUCUUCACCUGAUGAGCACUUUAAAUCUGAAUCCCAUGCACCCUGCAGCCUGACGGAUGACUGAAAACAUGAAGUAUCGUAGGUUAUGCAGAUCUGACAUUGCUUCAAAUCUGUUUUCUUUUGGGUUUUUUUUUUGUUUUUCUCUUUCCUUCUCUUUUUCCUACAGUGUGUAGUAUUAAGCAUGAGUUCUGUCUUUGGAGCACAGCUGAUAAAGCAUGUUUAGCUUCAAGAUAUGAAUCUUCAGAGAUGAAGUCUUGAGAAGUUUCUGUGAGGAGAAAACCCUGUAAAUUGAGCCUGAUAUCUGGUAUAUACUUUACCAAAUAGCCUUAAACUAUAUUUGGAAGCAAAAACCAAGACGAAUGUAUGUCCUUCAAAAUGAAAAAAAAAUAAAAAUCCCUGAAAUAUUCUUCUAUAGAUGAAAACAGUAUAUUUCCCAUCCCUUGUGUUUUCAAGGCAUUUUCUAUUAAGGAAAGAGCUGGAUCAUGGGUAGUGUACAAUACUGAUGCUACUUCCUAUAUUAGUUGUACUAUUUUAAAUACAAAUGUACGUGCAGACAUUGGCAACUUUCAACCUGAAAACUGAUAUCCUAUUUAAAAUGCAAAACGAAAUACAAAACUAAAGCCAGUGUCUUUCUGAAAAUUAAGAAAUUUAAAAUAGACGCACACACCCCUAUACAUACAUACAUAUAUAUAUAUAUAUAUAUAUGGCAGCUGAUACAUUUUAUCUAAUUUUCCCGUAGACUUAAAGGAGAAAUCACACUUGACUUACUUGCUUGAAGACCCCCACCUGCGGCAACAGGUCAUGCAAUUAAGACAAUUAGUAUUUGAACCUGCCAGUAAUCAGACUGUAUAAAGACAACUUGUUAAAACAACACAUUACAGAUAAGCUUAGAUCCCAGCUGACCUAAUAAAGCUGACUUGGAGCAGUCCGUAUAAGUCUUUAAUUUUAGAAUCAUAUUUUGAUAGCUUUUUGAUAUGUUAAGAUUUUAUUGGAUGUUCUCAGGCAAAAAUAGGCCUGGGUGAAUGAUGCCAACUCUGUGUUUUACAUUUCCCGUGCCAUUACGAGGAAAUGUUCAAUAUAAGCUUUGGGUAUCUACAAUUUCUAUUUGUUCCAACUUUGUUCAAAAAGAAAAAAAACAAAAGAGUCAAAAGUAAACUGGAUGCCUACUGAAAAAUCUGAUAAUAUGUUAUCUGUGCAUGUUACGUUUUGAAGUGCAAUAUUUUAAAUUCUUGUACAGGUAACAUUCUAUCAUUAAAGGCAAAUAAGCCAUUUCUAUUUACGUAUUGUACAUCUGGUUAGUUUAAAAAAAAACAUUAUGCUUAUCAUACUUGUGUUGCAACUAAAUCAAAGUCAAAUUGCUUCUGUCCCUGACAUGAGAAACACAGCAUGUGGUAUCUUAAUAAACAUACAAACAAAUCAAUUGUAAUCUGACCCCACAUCGUAAAAAUAAAAUUCAGUUACAAAACCAAUGUAGGAGGAACAUAAAUAAACAUAAAGAUAGAAAGUGGAAUGCUUUCUACUUAGACACUUCAUGGUGUAGACCCACACAGAACAGCUGGAUAUAGCAAAAUAGUCUAGAGCUUAACUGAAUACUAAUCAGACUAAUAUUUAUUUUAACAGAUGAAAUUUAUAGAAAGUCUCUGUUCAUUUCUUCAUUGCCUGUAAAACACAAGUAUAAUAAACAGAAUUAUGAAAAUUUAAAUAAAGAAGACGACCUGACUGGUAAAAUUGUUGAUAUUUGCCAUACUUACUUUUGCUUUGUAUAUUUUUUUAGAUUUGAAAUUCUUUGUAAAUUGGUGAAGCACAUUAUGAAGUGUUUUAUUAUUUCUUGUCGACCUGAUCAGAAUGGCCUUUGGCAGUGUGCAAAGGCUAAUAACGUCGUACAGUUUAAUACCAAAAAUGACAUUUCAAUUCAUGCUUAAACCUUGUCACCAUGUUAGAUUUCAGAUCAGUCAGGAAGGAAUUAAAGCAUGCAUAGGAAGGUGUGUGGAUUUCAUAUAUAUAUAUACAUAAAAAUACAUUUCAUAUAAUGGAAAUUUUUUUUAAUAAGCCUAUGUCCUGCUGUAUCAGUAAAUCAGUACUCUAGUUCCAUCUUCUUCAGCACUGCAUCUGGUAUAAAGUGAGGGUAUGUUCCAUCACUGGGUGGCUUUGCAAGGUAAAGAAACAACCUCUACGUGCUGACGUGCCAUACGUGACCCGCAGCCUCCUCACGCCCUGCUGGGAGCGAUGCCCUUGCGAGGCUCCUGGCCCCACGGCACUCUCGGGCAGCACUGCCACUUUGUGCCAGGUCCUCCCCACGCAGGUCCACCCGGCCCCCCGCGCCAGGAGCAGCGUGCCUGCAGAUCAGCCCAUCUCAGCCCUGUGUGUUCAAAGCCUUGAGCCUGCCCUGCCCGGUUGGUGGGUUUGGUGGUGGCAGGGGGCACGCCUGAGUCUGACCCAUCGAGCGCUGGUUUUGCGCAUGUUAAUUUGAGAGCUGAAGUUGUCCUGGCAGCUCCAUGUGUCAAGCUGUGUGCGCUGAAAAGCUGUGAAAUCCUUUGUAACAGGAGCCUCAGCAUUAGACAGAGCUUAAAUGAAACGUGAAGCAGCGUUACUCCUGAUACUGUUCCCAGAGCAUCUUAUGAUGUAGUGAUACCACCCGCAAACUGCAUUCGAGGUGAGGCAUAUCAGCAAACCCCUUAAGGUCCACAGAGGUGCUUCCUGGUGUAUGGCAGGUUGACACAUUUAUACAGUGCCUUUCUUCCAGAAGGAUCUCCAAGCACUUUAUUAGCUGACACACAAGCUCCAGGCUGGGCUGCAGCUGGGGCAGGUUACCCUGCCCAUAGCCUGGUGACCCAGCAUGGCCAGAUGCUGGGCACUCUCCUGCCUGUCCCCACGCUGCCGGGGAGUUUCCUUCUGCACCACCCUCGCAGCACCUGGGAGGACCCUUACGGUCUGAGCCUGUGCUGAAGGAGGAGCAAAGACUCACUGAACCAAGAGGAAGACCUGAGCAAAGAAGAGGCGAGGGCAAUGCUCGUACCAUCCCUACAGGGCAUCGGCAGGGAAAGCAAAGCAUCACGUUCAGGUUCCAGAACAAUGUCUGCCAGUCCCAGGCAUGGGAGCUGAUGGCACCUGCAGCUGAGACCUCUCGGCCAGAGAUCUCAGCAAGUCUCUUCUUUGCAAGUGCAUUUCCCCAUGGCUUUCUUAGUGGGAGAGACCGACCUGGGGCACGGAGCUGCAAAAGCAGCCUUCCGCUGUGGCAUAAUUGCCACGCACCCUGUUCUCUGCCCUCUGGCCAAGCUAACGAGGUAUAACAUGAGGCAAAGGACUUAGGCGUAAGGACUACGCUUUGGUUUGGGCAGCUGCUCUUUACUAAGCCUCAGCUCUAACCCUAAGGAUUCUUUGUACGGCAGAGCAACGGAGACGCGCCUCUCAGCAUUGACAGGAGAGGCAGACUAGAGGCAGCUAGUUCAUACUGCAGAUAACAUGAGGAGGAUCUAGACAUACAGAUAUAUAUAAAUAGAUAUAACAGUUUUUCGGUGUCAUGGUCCCAGACGGUUGGACCCAGGAACCAGUCAACACUCACAUUCCUGUAGACCGUGCCCCUUUCUUGCAGCUCGGCCUCAGCACUGACGGCCGUGGCAGCUUCCCUGCCUUAGUGCAGCCCCACGGCCCUUCUGCAACUAGUCACCGUGUUCACCUCCAGGGACCAUCUUUUGGGAACAACUGUUUUAUGGCAUAUUCAUAAGCAUACACAGACUCCUGGCAGGAAUUAAGCCCUCUGUAUGUACAGAAAUAGCUUAAUGUAUCUCUGAAAUGCAGCUACCUCUAUGGUGUAAUGCUGCAGCUGUUUAACUACAUAAUAGGCUGUUCAGGACAGCAAGUAUAAAACAGAAAUUGAAAUGGAAAGUUGCCCAAAAGAGAAUUUGACCAGCAUAUUUAGGCUGAAUCAGCUCCUCUUAAUGAAAUAAAAUUCUAAUAGCUACAAGAGGCCAUGGCACUCAUUAUAUCUAAAAACCAUAUUCCAGAUCCCUUCUCGUUAAAUGCAUAUCGCAUUUCGUAAAUGAUGAUCACAGAAGAAGACUGCAUGUUCACAGUCCCACCUUUUCACACAUGGGUGUUUCUCCCAUUAUCUUUCAUUGCUGAAACAGAACUGGGCUUUUGAAGUCAGAUAGUAGAUAGUGUAAAUUAGUAUGUCUACACGGCUUGCUCUUUAACUGAGCAAACAUAACAGUUUUCAUCAUCUGGCAAUUUAAUUCUCUAUUUUAUUAAGGCCAAAUUGUUAUUUUUCUAAAUCGGUCUUGUUGGACAGGACUUUUUACUCCUCUAUUACAAAACCAUGAAUAUUUUCACCUAAGCUUGAAUGAGGGGGAGGUUUGUCUGAAGAUAUGGCCGUUAUUCACCAAAACAGCCCAUUAGUGAGGAAUUUUCUUCUCCUUCCCUUACUCUUCUUUCAUUCAACACAGAAUUUCCCAUUCCUAAAACUAAACUGUUACACAAGUUUCUUAGUUGUGAGAUGAAUUAUUGCAGAGCUUUGGGCUAAAUUCUGAUCUCGGUUGUAUUAGAAUCAGCGCUAAGGAACUGAAAUCAGAAAGAAAUGUCAGAUUUGGACCAGUAUAAUUUGAUCAAUAUCUGACUUGGCAAGUCCUGCUGAGGUGGGAAGGACUUACCACUCGACGUAGUGAUGAGCCAUUACUUCACAGGGCAUAGGUCUUCCUUUCGGGUAGGUCACAAUCAAGCAGAGGGCUUGGUAGCAGGUUCAAGUCUCUGAUUAUAGUCCUCACAAAGAAACACUAGCUUUGUUUGUCGUUACCUGUGGAAUCCACAUGCUCAUAUCCAUGCUUUGAUUUACCCUUUGGAGGUUUAAUUAUAUGGCCAUCUCAUUGAAAAAGGGCUCAGCAUGUAUGUAUUCUUUAGCCUACUUUAUAUAUUAUUUUCCUGAAUUAAGAAAAAUUCCCUUUCAAGUAGCCUGACUUAUACUGCUCUAGAACUGUUCUUUCCUGAAGAAAAGCCACUAUGACUGUGCAGGAUUUUCUGUACAGAGACAAAACUCAUACUUUCAUUUACCAUGUGACAUGCCAAAAUAAUCGUGUGGCCUAAGGACUAAAUUAAAUGCCUCCUAUAGAAUUUCAAGGAAUGUUAGAACCAGGAAACUAGCUGUUUAGUUAUCAUUAAAAGUAUAUAUAAAUAUAUAUAAAUAUAUAUAUACAUAAGAAAUCAUAUCAACAAUGAGGAUGAACUGAGUGCCAAAUAUUCACCAUCUGUAUAAAGCUACACUUCACUAGAAUUAAACUAUUUUAUGUAAUUCUCUUUCUCAUGCUUUUAUGGUUCUUUUGAUAAAUUCUAUUUAGUAGCAUGCAGGAUACCUGAAUUGAAUGUACAGUAUGUUGUUUCAUUGCUACAAUAAUUUCUUGCUUCUCAGUAAUAUCUUCUUUACCAGAAUGUUAUUUGUUACUUUGAAGACAUAUCUGAGAAUUGUUUUAUUAUUGAGUUAUUCUUUUUUCAUGAUUCUCUACUCACCUCCAGCUGAUUGUAAGAAAAUGUGCUUCACUGUUUUGCCCCAUGGCUCUUUUAUGAAGCUGCCUCUUUCAAUUGGUUUAUGUAUUGUUUAUGUUCAUCUCCUGUAAAUAAU
Molecule: messenger RNA, 10356 nt
Organism: Phalacrocorax carbo (great cormorant)
Lineage: Eukaryota; Metazoa; Chordata; Aves; Suliformes; Phalacrocoracidae
Source: RefSeq, a predicted model, not a curated record